UUGUGUCUUCCUGAAGAAUCAGCAUGGCUGACAAGAACGGGGCGCUCAAGUGCACCUUCUCUGCUCCAGGCCACAGCACGACCCUCCUGCAGGGGCUUGCCACCCUCCGAGCACAGGGCCAGCUCCUGGACGUCAUCCUCACCAUCAACAAUGAAGCAUUUCAAGUCCACAAGGUGGUCUUGGCUGCUUGCAGUGAUUAUUUCAGGGCCAUGUUCACGGGAGGGAUGAGAGAAGCCAGCCAGGACAUCAUCGAGCUGAAGGGCGUGUCCGCCAAAGGCCUGAAGCACAUCAUUGACUUUGCUUACAGCGCCGAGGUGACCCUGGAUCUGGACUGCAUCCAGGAUGUCCUGGGGGCUGCGGUUUUCCUCCAGAUGGUCCCAGUGGUGGAGCUCUGCGAGGAGUUCCUGAAGUCGGCCAUGAGCGUGGAAACGUGCCUCAACAUCGGCCAGAUGGCCACCACCUUCAGCCUGGCCUCCCUGAAGGAGUCGGUGGACGCCUUCACCUUCCGCCACUUCCUGCAGAUCUCGGAGGAGGAGGACUUCUUGCACCUGCCCCUGGAGCGUUUGGUCUUCUUCCUGCAGAGCAAUAAGUUGAAGAGCUGCAGCGAGAUCGACCUCUUCCGGGCCGCCAUCCGUUGGCUGCAGUAUGACCCCAUGCGCAGGCCUGGCGCUAGCCAGGUGCUCUGUCACAUCCGCUUCCCGCUCAUGAAGUCAUCCGAGCUGGUGGACAGCGUCCAGACCCUGGACAUCAUGGUGGAGGACGUGCUCUGCCGCCAGUACCUGCUCGAGGCCUUUAACUACCAGAUCCUGCCCUUCCGCCAGCAUGAGAUGCAGUCUCCGAGGACCACCAUCCGCUCGGACGUCCUCUCCCUCAUUACGUUUGGGGGCACGCCCUAUACGGACAACGACCGGACGGUCAGUGGCAAGGUCUACCACCUGCCUGACCCCAGCUCCCGCCAGUUCAAGGAGCUGACCGAGAUGGAGGUGGGCUGCAGCCACACGUGCGUGGCCGUACUGGACAAUUUUGUGUACGUGGUUGGGGGCCAGCACCUGCAGUAUCGGAGUGGUGAGGGGGCGGUGGACAUCUGCUACCGCUAUGACCCUCACCUGAACCAGUGGCUUCGGAUCCAGGCCAUGCAGGAGAGCCGGAUCCAGUUCCAGCUAAAUGUGCUGUGUGGGAUGAUGUACGCCACGGGUGGGCGGAACCGGGCGGGCAGCCUGGCCUCGGUGGAGAAGUACUGCCCCAAGAAGAAUGAGUGGUCUUACGUGUGCUCGCUGAAGCGGCGGACUUGGGGGCACGCCGGAGCUGCCGUUAGUGGCCGCUUGUACAUCUCUGGGGGCUACGGCAUUUCGGUGGAGGACAAGAAAGCUCUGCACUGCUAUGACCCUUCUGUGGAUCAGUGGGAGUUUAAGGCCCCCAUGAACGAGCCGAGGGUCCUGCACGCCAUGGUCAGCACGAGCAACCGCAUUUAUGCCCUCGGGGGCCGAAUGGACCACGUGGACCGCUGCUUCGAUGUGCUGGCUGUUGAGUACUAUGUCCCCGAGGCUGAUCAGUGGACCACGGUGAGCCCCAUGCGGGCCGGCCAGUCCGAAGCAGGCUGCUGCCUGCUGGAGAGGAAGAUCUACAUUGUUGGGGGCUACAACUGGCACUUGAAUAACGUGACGAGCAUCGUGCAGGUGUACAACACCGAGACGGAUGAGUGGGAGAGGGACAUGCACUUUCCUGAGUCCUUUGCGGGCAUUGCUUGUGCCCCAGUCCUCCUGCCCCAGAUCGGCUGGCAGAGAUAGCCCCGGGAGGCCCCAGGGCUGGCCGGCCUGGGUGCACAUUGCCAUCUGCACGGGCCUUCGUGCGAUGGCUGUGUUUGUCUCGUCUUUGUUUGCCAAUAGCUCGCUGUGCCAAAGGCCCCGGGAAAGCCAGGGCCCAGGUCAGGAGUGUU
This is a messenger RNA of Dromiciops gliroides (monito del monte), 1936 nucleotides long. It is a transcript of the gene KLHL26, whose product is annotated as kelch like family member 26. The transcript has 3 exons. Gene Ontology annotation, molecular function: protein binding. NCBI's taxonomy places the organism in Eukaryota, Metazoa, Chordata, Mammalia, Microbiotheria, Microbiotheriidae. The record is from RefSeq and is a predicted model, not a curated record. Bases 24 to 1787 code for a protein of 587 amino acids.